Molecule: messenger RNA, 710 nt
Organism: Cryphonectria parasitica EP155
Lineage: Eukaryota; Fungi; Ascomycota; Sordariomycetes; Diaporthales; Cryphonectriaceae
Exons: 1
Coding region: 207-572 (121 amino acids)
Source: RefSeq, a predicted model, not a curated record
CCUCCUUCCUUUCCUCUCUUUGGUAUUUCCAGGAAGACCAAGGCGUAGAAUAAAAAAACAAUGCAACUUUUGCUAGAACCACUACUUGACUGCUUGGCUUGCCACAUGAGUGGUCAGACAUCAGCUUACUGAUUCCCCCACCCCGUCAGGAACGUCUUUGACACCUGUCUGUUCCCCCCCCCCCUUCUCUCUUUUUUCUUUUUGAAAUGCUGUCACCCCUCCAGCCCCAAAAAACCACUUAUGUGCUACGAUAUAAAAUUCCAGGAAGUCGAAAAAUGUGUGUAGCAUCAAAACAUUUCCCUGUUGAGAAGCUCGCCGCCUUCCUUUCUCGCGAGAGCCUGUUUUGGCUCUCUCGCCUCCAGAAAGCCCAAAAAAACAAACCAAACCAAAAAAUCCCCCGAGACCCGGAAGACUGGCUAUCCGGGAGCCUGGACUGGAGAUCAGCGGACCAACCAUGUGCGUUCCCAGGGUUGUCCGGUUCCCAGUCGCUUGGGUCAUCGAGAUUGCGGGAAUGUCGGAAUGCUGGGGUGGGAGGGAAAGGAGGAGGGGCAAGGUUGCAUCGAGCAGGGUGAAAAAAAAGGAAAAAAAAAAAAGGAAAAAAAGGGAAGGAGAUAGAAAGGGAAAAAAAAGAGGGACGAGUAAGAAGGGAGGGUGAGAGAGAGAGACAUGGCGCGGAAGGGAAACGGAAAAAAGAAGAGUAGUGUCUUAGC